Molecule: messenger RNA, 2500 nt
Organism: Corylus avellana
Lineage: Eukaryota; Viridiplantae; Streptophyta; Magnoliopsida; Fagales; Betulaceae
Molecular function (GO): protein binding
Source: RefSeq, a predicted model, not a curated record
ACAUCUUAGAACCCUUUUGUAAUGAAUAUUAUUAUAAGAACAAUUUAAUAUGGAAAAAAAAAAAAAAAUGUUCUUUUCACCACGACCUGCUGUUGUUGUUGGUUGCCACAGUGAUUUGGACUUGAAAGCGCCCAUCUUUUCAUGUCCAAUGACACUGAUAGUUGAUAUAUCACUUGGCUUUGUUCAUGUCCUCUUUUGACCCUUUAUUUCUCUUCUCUCUUCUUCUGUUUCUUCAUCUUUUUCAAGCACUGUGUUGAAGCAAUACUAAAGUUGAGAAAGUGUGUUUGUGAGUGUCUGAUAAUGGGGUCUCUGGGAGGUGAGACUGCAAAGAAGAAGGCAAUGUGGCUCUAUCCAAAGGUUUUGGGAUCCCAUCCUUCUGAGAGAUGGGGGCACUCAGCUUGCUCUUCUCAUGGAGUUGUUUAUGUCUUUGGGGGAUGUUGUGGGGGUUUGCAUUUCAGUGAUGUCCUUGUGCUAAAUCUGGAUACAAUGGUCUGGAACACUCUUGUAACAACGGGUCAAGGCCCUGGCCCAAGAGACAGCCAUAGUGCUGUUCUUGUGGGGUGCAGGAUGAUAGUGUUUGGUGGUACAAAUGGUUCUAAGAAGGUAAAUGAUCUUCAUGUGUUGGAUCUUGGGACCAAAGAGUGGAUACAACCUGAAUGUAAAGGGACUCCACCGUCCCCUCGCGAAAGUCAUACAGCAACAAUCGUUGGAGACGAUAAGAUAGUUAUAUUUGGGGGUAGUGGAGAAGGUGAAGCAAAUUACUUGAAUGAUUUACAUGUUCUAGACCUCAAGACUAUGAGAUGGACUUCUCCUGAGGUGAAAGGUGAUAUACCUGUCCCUAGAGACAGUCACAGCUCUGUUGCAAUUGGGGACAAGCUUUUCGUGUAUGGCGGGGACCGUGGCGAUCGCUAUCAUGGCAAUGUUGAUAUGCUUGAUAUGGACACAUUUACUUGGUCAAGGUUGGCUAUUCAAGGAUCUUCGCCGGGUGUUAGAGCAGGGCAUGCUGCUGUCAAUGUUGGGACAAAGGUCUAUAUCAUUGGAGGGGUUGGAGACAAACACUAUUACAAUGAUGUUUGGGUCCUAGACGUGAGUACUUGUUCAUGGACACAGCUUGAUAUAUGUGGCCACCAACCACAAGGGCGAUUUUCUCAUACAGCCGUUUUUACAGACUCUGACAUUGCCAUUUAUGGAGGGUGUGGGGAGGAUGAGCGUCCUCUCAAUGAGUUGUUGGUCUUGCAGCUUGGAGCAGAGCACCCGAAUGGCCGGUACAACAUUUCCAUGUGCAAAAUUUUUGGAAACCAUUGGAAUCAAGAAAAGAGACGGUUCCCUAGAGAAGCAGAAAGUAACUUGAAAAAUGUGCUCAUGGGAAAUAAUGUCGAAGUAGCAAGAAAGGGAGCUCAUGAAUCGGAAUCAGAACCAAAGCAAUGUUUUGGCUUCAGUUCAGAUACAUUGCAUCCAAAGAGAAGACGAACUGCGAGUUCAAAGGCAUGGGAGGUGGAAUUGGAGCAAGAAGAGCAUUCUCUUUCACUUUCCCAGCAUUCAUCUCCCUCGCAAUCCGAUCAAGAACAGACCCCACUAAUGAAACACACUGAUUCCGUCUCAGUCUCUCAAGGAUUUCAUUUGUUUAAGCGAAUUCCAAGCAAUUGCCAAUCUAACUACAGUCUUGCAAGUAAGGAGAAAGAGCUCGGAAAUAUGGCCCAAGGAACUCGACAGGAUGUUCAAUUCCUAGGAGAACAUCAAAACCAGCCAAAAUUGGAAAAAUUUCUUCAUUUUGUUCCUUCAAGUAGACAAGCUGCACAAUUCUCAGCUGUAGAACAGAAAUCAGUGGAGGCAGGAGGGCCUGUUCCAAACCUGAUUGGUUCUGAGGUCCGAGGUAAAGUUGACGGAGCCUUCGAUUCUGGUCUCCUGAUGACCGCAACCAUUAAUGGCAAAAUGUUUAGAGGCGUGUUGUUUGCACCGGCAACAGGAGUUACUUCAAGAGGGACAACUCUUGCACAAAAUCCAUUGCCUCAAACAAGCCAUAUUGCGGUUGCACAACCAUUCCCAAACCAAAAACAUUUGGAACCCUCCAAGGCUUCCCAGCAGCCAAUGAAAUAUUCCAUGCCAGAGUCUAGUCACAGCUUCCAGCAAGGCCCGGUGACUCGACCGUUUCCGGUCGUCAGAGCCGCUCCGGCUCUAGCCAGAGAGCCAAAGCUCAGAAGUGAUCUCCAAGGUGUGGUUCUAACACUUGGAGGACCUGGAAGUGCCCAUGGAAGAUCAUAAACAUGUCAGGAUAUGGACAUUUGGUCGUUUAUAUUAUAAUAAAAUUUUGUAAAUUUUUAUAUAGAAUCUUCUUUUUCAUUGUUGAUGGUUUCAGUUUCAGGCUUUCGGAGUUAGGUAAGUUAGGUGGUGCCAAAUGUCAACCCCUCGGCCUAGAUGUUUAUUUGAUAAUGUAAUAUUAAAUGGUUAAGACUUCAUUUCUUGAGUUUAAUCUAAUCUUGUUACAAUCCUUGUUUGUAAA